This is a messenger RNA of Closterium sp. NIES-67, 2205 nucleotides long. Lineage: Eukaryota; Viridiplantae; Streptophyta; Zygnematophyceae; Desmidiales; Closteriaceae. The record is from the annotation of a GenBank genome assembly.
AAGAAUGAACCUCCCCCUCAACCCUUUCUGUCCCCUCCUUCCCCCAACGAAUAUGCCGACAAACACUACCUUUCCGCAGCAUUUUUUAAGGAUCGGUACUACUAAGCCGCAUCGCACACAGCUUUUGAAUUAGAAUAUAAUUAAGGCCGGGCUUCCGUCACCCGCUGUGGAAGCGCGCUCGCCAUGGGGCGCCGCAUCGGCAUGGGCCCGGACGGCGCGGGAAACCUUUGGCUCGGCGCGCUGUUCGUGCUGACGUGUCUCGCCGCGGUUUUUCCCGUCCGCUGUGCGCCCGACGCCGCCUCCCAAAUGCAAUUCCUGCUGGAUUUCCAGCAGGCGUCGGGGGGGACGUUUCCUGGGUGGGUGGCUGGGGGAAACUGCAGCAGUGCCGCGAAUGUGACUUGCGAUGCCCGGGGAAUGGUCACCAGCAUGAAUCUGCGUGCUGUGGGAUUAACUGGAUCCAUCCCAUCUACCAUCAGCAGCAUGGUCAGCCUGACCCGCCUAGAUCUCAAAUGGAACAAGCUUCGUGGCUCCAUGCCCUCAGGCAUUGACAAUCUCCGUAAUCUGUGCUACUUGGAUCUGGGCUAUAACGCCUUGACUGGGUCAGUUCCAUCUACAAUUGGCAACAUGAGCAGCCUCACUUACCUGAAUCUGGGCUACAACAACUUGACUGGGUCGGUUCCAUCUACGAUUGGCAACAUGAGAAGCCUCAGUUACCUGAAUCUGGGAUGGAACACCUUGACUGGGUCCAUUCCUUCUACUAUCGGCGACAUGAGCAGCCUCACUACCCUAGAUCUAGGCUCAAACUUCAUCUCCGCCAUCCCAGAGACUCUUGGAGGGCUCCUCAACCUGAGAAAUCUAUACCUGAACAACAACAGCUUGAGUGGCAGCAUUCCAGACUCCAUCACCACGCUCGUAAAUCUUCAAGCAUUGGAUCUAAACUCGAACCUCCUCUCGCAUACCAUCCCAGGGUCCAUCGGGAGCCUCACUAACUUGCAGUCAUUAUCCCUUCACAACAAUAAUUUAAGUGGCAGCAUUCCAGACUCUAUCAGCGAGCUCGUCCCUCUUAUAUCUCUAUGGCUAUACAACAACAGUCUAAGUGGCAGCAUUCCUGACUCCAUCAGCAAGCUCGUAAAUCUUGGAUGGCUUUUGGUCGGCCACAACAGACUCACUGGACGUAUCCCUCCAACGAUAAGCAGCCUUACCCGUCUAUUUUUCCUUAAUGUCAGCGGAAACAACCUCAGUGGCCAGCUCCCCACAGCAAUGGGCAGCCUUACUGGACUUUACUUGCUUGAUGUCAGCGGAAACAACCUCACUGGCCAGCUCCCCCCAGCAAUGGGCAGCUUUUUUGGUCUGAUACUCCUGAACAUAUCUGACACAGCAAUCACAUGCCCACGUAACAACAGCAGCUGUGUGGUCCCACAGACUACUUUAAGCGCCCUCUGCAAAAAUUGCCCUUCUUUCUGCUCCACCUGUCGCAAGCCACCACCCGCACCUCCGUCCCCAUAUCCACCACCCUCCUCCCCCUCUCUACCCUCACCUUCCAUCUCCACUCCUCUCUCUCCCUCUCAACAACCACCUUCCACCACGAUCAGCACACCCUCUCCACCUCCUCCGAGUCAAACCACAAUGUCUUCCUCCCAGUCUGAAGGGGGGCUGUCAGUGGGCGCCAUAGCUGGCAUUGCUGCUGCUGGCGGUGUGGCUAUCCUUGGGCUGCUGCUGCUGGGUCUGAUGGUAUUCAAGAGGCGGCGCACCAAAGGGGCAGCGACUAAAAGACGUACUGGAGUGGAUGUGAGGGGCAAGGAUUUGGCAAUGGAAAAUGCACUCCAAGAACCGGUGUUACCAGAAGAACCAUACACGUCAGAGUAGAGGGACCCGGAAGCAGCAGCAGCCGCAGCAGCAGCAGGGGUGUAACUUUUUAAGUCCCCGAAGCUACUUUAGACUGCGGAUUAUGCACCGGAUGCUUUGAUGCUUCGCUUGACUUGCCCUAUUCUAUUUUGCACUGUCAUGCACAGUCCUUUGUUUUCGCCAGGUGUUCGUAGAUCUGGUGACCUACUGCUAGGGAGGAGAGUUUCGGGGCACAGGCAAACAGGGUUACGUUACAUCUUGCCUUGACAAUUAAAACCCGCUUCCCAAAUUAUUAAAACACAGUUCGUAUGAAAACUAGGUGGGGUUAUACGAAACAAGGGGGAUCAUUGCGAGGGACAA